AAACUGCAAGGCUUCAGCUUCACAGAAUCUUCUGAGUUUCUGCAAUGCUUUAAUGAUUAUGACAUCGAACUCAAGUGCAGUUUUUUGGCUGAACCCAGCAGUUGUUCCCAAUACAAACUCAGUGCCACAAGAUUAAACACAGAAAGGUUGUAUACAUGCCAUUUUAUCGAAAUCCAUCGCGGUGAAUGUGAAUGCAGCCUCCAAGUGAAGGACGGGUUUGUCAUGUACGAGAUAUUAGUAAUAAACCUGUUGAAAGGAGACGAGAUUUACUACACGACAAACAUGAAGACUGAAGAAAGCAUUAAACCUAGAAGACCGAUCAUCACGUCAGUCAUUCAGAAGAAGAACGGAGACUUUUCUGUUAACUUGAACACCACCUACCCAGACAGGAAAACCUUUUUGGACUACAUGGAUGUGGAGCUGCAAUACGGUAUUGUUGGAAGCAAUGUUUACGUGACAGAGCAUGUUGUAAAUGUUCGCAAUCCGCUGGAGAUUGUGGGCAGAAAACUUCAAUCUAAUUCCAAGUAUAUCAUAAAAGCGAGAGUGAAGUCAAACUACCCCUCUAAGAUGUUCAGUGACUACAGCGAACCGUUUGUGUUUUCUACACCACAAUCAUUACAAAAUAUUCUCAGGAUAAUUAUACCAACAUUAUGUAUCCUCCUGAUCAUUUGUAUAUCUUCAGUCUACUUCUGGUUCAACAGAAUCAUAAAACCCUGGUGGGACAAGGUUCCUAUGCCAAAAUUUUCUACAAAUUUUGUAAAACAGGUCCCACAACUGCUGUCAUUUCAAACCGAGUUCUCGUCUCUCAGUCUUGAUUCAUUAGCAAACCACAUCAGCAAGAACACAUGUGUGGAGAUCCAGAGUGAAGAUCCUUAUAAAUUCUAUAAUCCCAGUACGGGGAAAGGCAUCGAAACGGCAUCACUGACGUACUUAUUGGCAAGCCAUCAGAGUGUGAACACAAACGGCUCUGAACAUACUGGGUUUAAACACCAAUCUACAAACACCAACCAAUCGUGUAGAAAUCAGCAAUCUGAUGAGUUAAGCUCAGGAGUCUGGAAGCAGGAAUCAGGAAUCAGCAACAAGACCUAUCUGCAAUUGGGAAAGUCCAGCAUCUCAUCCAUUUAUAAACAGCCAGCAAACCAGGAUUCGAGCGAGAACUCCGAGGUUUCCUCUGAGAAUCUGCAGAUGGAUUUUGAGUACUACAAGUGUGGUGGUUCUACAACCGCUGGAAACUACAAACUGAUUUCCGUCACACCACCCAACACUGAGAGGUCUGUGGAUCUUCUAGAUCACGGCAUAGGAGAUGUAGUUGACCACAAGGCUCUUAGCUAUUGGAAUGAUUGGAAGUCAUUUAACGGCAAGAAACCACAGGAUGUUCUGUUUUCUGCCAACGAUGACAUCGUUAUUCCAAUGGAAGAUGGAUAUCAAGCGAUUUGAAAUUCAAUCCAUGAAACACUGGAGAAUAAAAACACUACAACGUUAUAAUUUAAUUUAUUGCUCCAGAGCAAUAUUAUAUCAGAGCGAUCGUCUUAUUUUGCAUAUCUUUUCAGGCAUUCAAAUGGACUCAGGUUUUCAUGUGACGGUGCAAGCUAGAACUUCCUUGGGUAUAUUUA
This is a messenger RNA of Tachysurus fulvidraco (yellow catfish), 1613 nucleotides long. RefSeq lists its product as uncharacterized. Lineage: Eukaryota; Metazoa; Chordata; Actinopteri; Siluriformes; Bagridae. Gene Ontology annotation, biological process: immunoglobulin mediated immune response; cytokine-mediated signaling pathway. The transcript has 10 exons. The annotation marks the transcript as partial. The record is from RefSeq and is a predicted model, not a curated record. Gene Ontology annotation, cellular component: external side of plasma membrane. Gene Ontology annotation, molecular function: protein binding; cytokine receptor activity.